UGUGACUGAUUUUAAAGCACUCUUUUGUUCAUGUGCGGAUUUUGAAUGUCGGCAUGCGCGACCAGUUUUAUCGAAGUUACUCGAUUUACUGUUUAGCAGGGUUGUAAGAAAUGUUCGUUCAAGAGAGAGAGAACGACGAGAACUGCCUUCUUAUUGCAAAGAUUGACAAUGUGAAGAAUAUCAACAGUAUUAUAAAAGCUCUGAAUUUCUCUCAGGAGGCAGUCUGUUUUUGCUCGGAAGAUGGCCUGAAAGUUACUGUGGAAAUAGCAAAAUGUGUUCAGGCCAGUGCUUUCAUUCAACUCGAUAUAUUUCAGGAAUAUUCUUUCAAUGCCGAGGAACAGCUUAUUUUUAAAAUCGAUUUCCAUACACUAGUUGAGUGUCUUAACAUGUUUGAGGCAUCAGGGAUGAGUGCAACUGUGGAUAUGCGUAUGCAGGGGCAAGGUCAACCACUACUGCUAAUGUUGGAGGAGGAUGGGGUGAUCUUAGACAGCAGUAUUAGAACUCAAGACCCAGGAGAGAUUGCUGAUUUUUCUUUUGGUGAUGACAGUGUUAUCAACAAGAUAAUCUUAAGAUCUGAGUUUUUAAAAGAAAUUUUAGAUGAAUUGGACACAACUAGUGAAUUUAUAGGAAUAGAAUUGUCUGGCAGUUAUCCUUUCUUCCGAUUUUUUAUGUCUAGUCGUCUGGGAGAAAGUGAGUAUCAAAUUGAGAAAACAAGUGAUAUGAUAGAGCAUUUUGAUUGCAAAGUAAGAACAGCAUUCAGAUAUCGUUCAGAACACCUGAAGCAUACCAUUAAAGCUAUUGCUGUGUCUCAGAAAGUAUCCUUGCGUAUGGAUGAAAAGGGACUGCUAUGCUUUCAGUGCAUGAUGAAAAUGGAUGAUGGACAGAUAUGCUUUGUUGAGUUCUUUUGCAUACAAGCUACAAAUGAGGAUGGUGGUUUAGCUGUAAUUGAACCUGCCGAUGAAUACACACUCCCAGAACCUUUCUGAUGUUUUGAUUUAACACUCCAUUUAUCUUAUCAUGAAAUUAUAAUGAAAUUAUGAUGAAAUUAUUUACCACUAAAUUAUUAUCACUAUUUUAAGGGAAAAUAAAUUUUUAUAAAAAAAUGACA
Messenger RNA from Thrips palmi, 1108 nucleotides. Its product is annotated as cell cycle checkpoint protein RAD1-like. Gene Ontology annotation, cellular component: checkpoint clamp complex; nucleus. NCBI's taxonomy places the organism in Eukaryota, Metazoa, Arthropoda, Insecta, Thysanoptera, Thripidae. Bases 111 to 986 code for a protein of 291 amino acids. The transcript has 8 exons. Gene Ontology annotation, biological process: DNA damage checkpoint signaling; DNA repair. The record is from RefSeq and is a predicted model, not a curated record.